UGACGUUGCUACCAUUGUAUAAAUGUACUUCCUGUGAAACAGCAAAAAUCAUGUCGUCCCGAUAUGACCGUGCCAUCACAGUUUUUUCACCCGACGGUCACUUGUUUCAAGUCGAAUAUGCACAAGAAGCUGUGAAAAAAGGUUCAACAGCUGUUGGUGUACGAGGCAAGAAUAUUGUCGUGCUUGGUGUUGAGAAGAAAUCAGUUGCAAAGCUCCAAGAAGACCGAACAGUUCGCAAAAUAGCCUUAUUGGAUGAUCACGUCGCACUGGCUUUUGCAGGUUUAACAGCGGAUGCCCGUAUCUUAAUCAACCGAGCCCGCAUAGAAUGUCAGAGUCACAAGCUAACAGUGGAGGACCCAGUCACCUUAGAGUACAUAACGAGACAUAUAGCCCAGUUAAAACAGAAAUAUACGCAGAGUAAUGGAAGACGGCCGUUUGGUUUGUCUACACUGAUCAUAGGUUUUGACUAUGAUGGCACUCCUCAUCUAUAUCAGACUGACCCUUCGGGGACAUACCAUGAAUGGAAGGCCAACACAAUUGGAAGAAGUGCAAAGACGGUGCGUGAGUUUCUUGAAAAGCACUACACGGAUGAGUUAAUGGCUGAUAAUGACGAGUGCAUCAAGCUCACACUGAAGGCCUUGUUGGAAGUCGUUCAGUCCGGUGGCAAGAAUAUGGAGGUGGCCGUAAUGCAAAGGGGUGAACCACUCAAGAUGCUGAAUUCUGAAGAAAUUGAAAGUUACAUAACAGAGAUAGAAAAGGAAAAAGAAGAGGAGGCAGAAAAGAAGAAAUCUAAAUCUAAGAAAUGAUUUAUUAUCGUAUAGACAUUGUUAUUUGAAAGUUAUCUCUUAAGAGUUGGUGGCAUGCACAUUUAAAUGCAUGUCUUGUUGUGGAACAGUGAAUAAGCUGAGAGAAACUAUGAAAUGCUAAUAUGUCAUUUCUUUGUGGAUAGAUCCAUUUGCAAGAUAAUUUAUGAAUCUUGUCUAGGAGUGAAGUGAAUAUCAAAGGCUUGGAUUUAUAUUUCGGUGUUAAUUAAGGACAUCUGUUCAGAUAAGAAAGCUUGUUUUAGUUUUAAAAGUUCUAUAAACAUAAUUGUCCAAUCACAUGUAGAAAGGUCAUGGUUCAAGCUGCAUUUACUCAAAAGUACACUGUUACAUGCUAACUACUCUUAUAGAUGAUUGACACCCAAUAGCCGAUGUGUUUUUCGUGCUGGGUUGGCAUUAAACAUUCAUUCAUUCACUUAUAGAUGAUUUACAGGGCUUGAAUUUAUGAAAUGACAUGUAAAGAGUUCUUGGUUUAGCUGCAAUUUACUAAAAAGUACACUCUAUUACCUAUUUAAGAUAUAGGAAUUUGUGUUUAAAUUAUAUUCAUUACUCUCAUAGUUAAUUUACAGGACUCUAAAUUAAUAAGUGUUUUACCUAUGACAAUUUAAAGCCUGCCAACAUUUACUACGGAUAAAUAUAUAACUUGAGUAACAUUUGCAACAGAUAAAUCAAACUUAAAAAGCUAAAACAUAUCCCUUCAACCGAUGGCAAUAAUUUUUAUUUAGCAGCAAAAAUCUGUCAUCAGUCAAGCCAUUUACCUAUGGUAAUUCCUAUCAAAGCUACGGCAAUUGCCAUCAUUAAGUUCGAGCCCUGUGAAUACCAUAUGCCACACUGUUACAUCUUUCUCAGAGUUGCAUGUUUAAUUUCAUCUUUAUCAUUGAACAAACGUUUCUCAACAAAAUGUGUACAAUGAAUGAUUAAAAGAUAACAUGUUUUCAAAA
Molecule: messenger RNA, 1762 nt
Organism: Gigantopelta aegis
Lineage: Eukaryota; Metazoa; Mollusca; Gastropoda; Neomphalida; Peltospiridae
Product: proteasome subunit alpha type-7-like
Exons: 6
Coding region: 51-806 (251 amino acids)
Biological process (GO): ubiquitin-dependent protein catabolic process
Cellular component (GO): proteasome core complex; proteasome core complex, alpha-subunit complex; nucleus
Source: RefSeq, a predicted model, not a curated record